Molecule: messenger RNA, 1737 nt
Organism: Penicillium soppii
Lineage: Eukaryota; Fungi; Ascomycota; Eurotiomycetes; Eurotiales; Aspergillaceae
Exons: 4
Coding region: 1-1737 (578 amino acids)
Biological process (GO): transmembrane transport
Molecular function (GO): transmembrane transporter activity
Source: RefSeq, a predicted model, not a curated record
AUGGCGGACUCAAGCUUCCCAUUCUAUAGACCUGGCAGGUCAGAGUACGAAGACAGCGUGAGCAGAUCAUCAUUUUCUGUAAAGGGGAAGAAGAAGAAGAGCGACGAUGACAAGUUUGCUCUGGGCCGAAGAGGAAUUUUGGUUUUCUUUACUCUUUCGGUCCUCACUUUGAUGGCCGCUCUAGAUGGCACUUCACUUUCUGUGGCUCUACCUGAUAUCGCGCAAGAACUUAAUGGAACAGCUAUCGAAGCAUUCUGGAGUGGAACCUCGUUUUUGUUGUGCUCAACUGUGUUCCAGCCUAGCUUCGCCUCCUUCUCCAACAUUUUUGGCCGUCGACCCAUGAUCUUGAUUUCUCUCCUGUUCUUUACCGCUGGUGCCGUUAUCUGCGCUAUUGCAAAUGAUUUCACCUAUAUGCUGAUCGGUCGAUCCAUUCAAGGUGUAGGUGGAGGCGGAAUUAUAUCGCUGAGUGAAGUCAUUAUAACAGAUCUUGUUCCUCUACGAUGGCGAGGUCAGUACUUCGGUAUCCUCAGUGCAAUGUGGAGUGCUGGGUCGGUGACGGGGCCUAUCCUUGGAGGCGGCUUCGCUGAGAAGGUUUCAUGGAGAUGGAUCUUUUAUAUCAACUUCCCUUUCAUCGGAGUGGGUGGCAUACUCGUUAUCCUAUUCCUAAAUCUUAAACUCGCACCGAGCUCGCUGGUUGAAAAACUUCGUCGAAUCGAUUAUGUCGGAACUGUCAUAUUUGUCGGAAGUAUGUCGUCUUUCCUGAUUCCACUUAGCUGGGGUGGCAUAUCUUAUGAUUGGGACUCGUGGCGGACAUUGGUACCUCUGAUCGUCGGUGGAGUUGGUCUACUUGUUUUCGCAUACUACGAGUACCGCUUCGCAACCGAUCCGAUCAUUCCACCGGUGAUAUUCCAGAACCGAACCGCAACUGUUUCUUUUAUUGGCAGUGUUCUGCAGGGGUUGAUCUUGUGGUGUGCGCUUUAUUAUCUUCCUCUUUAUUACGAGGCAGUGAAGGAGUUCAGUCCUAUCAUUUCCGGUAUCUCUCUCUUCCCUGAGACGUUUACUGUUGCACCAAGCGGAAUGGUGGUUGGAAUCUUGAUCACGAUGACAGGUCGAUACAGAUGGUCUGUCUGGCUUGGAUGGACCCUAUCGACACUCGGAAUAGGUCUUAUGUGUCUCAUCAAAGUCCACACUAGCACUGUUGGGUGGAUCUUCUUGAACAUCGUUCCUGGUCUCGGACUAGGCAUUCUAUUCCCUGCUCUUGGCUAUGCCGUGCAGGCCUCGUCGGAGCCCGAAAAUCUUGCCAUUGCAGUCGCCAUGUUCAGUUUCUUCCGUGCUCUAGGCCAAGCCAUCGGUGUUGCUGUCGGUGGCGUUGUCUUCCAGAAUCGCAUGUUUAGCAACCUUAUGCGAUAUCCCGGUUUGGCUCCUAUGGCCGGGGCCUAUAGCAAGGAUGCUGCGGGAUUGGUGCAAGUUAUCAAAGCUAUGGAGGAUGGUGCAGAUAAGGCAAAUCUAAAGGAAGCAUACACAGACAGUCUGCGUACGGUGUGGGUAGUCUGUUGUGCGGUUUCAGGUGUCGCGAUGGUUAUGAGCUUGUUGACUGAGCAUUAUGAUCUUGACCGUGAGCUGGAGACGAACCAGGGGCUACGUGGGGAUGAUGAAUCUUUUGUUGAAAGUGAGAAGGAUUUAGAAAUGCGCGCAGAGCGAGCAAUGGUUCCGGAGACUCGGCCUUGGGCCUGGUAG